Dendrobium catenatum is the source of this 1791-nucleotide messenger RNA. RefSeq names its product serine/threonine/tyrosine-protein kinase HT1. The record is from RefSeq and is a predicted model, not a curated record. Lineage: Eukaryota; Viridiplantae; Streptophyta; Magnoliopsida; Asparagales; Orchidaceae. Bases 294 to 1601 code for a protein of 435 amino acids. Gene Ontology annotation, biological process: protein phosphorylation. Gene Ontology annotation, molecular function: ATP binding; protein kinase activity. The transcript is spliced from 3 exons.
UCAAGCAAGUGCUCAGAGCUCUCUCUCUCUCUCUCUCUAACCUUUUCUCUAAUUAGUCUAUCAUCCCUUUUUUAAUGAACGGAUAAAAUCUUCAUUCACUCUUCCUUCUUCCAUCAUGAAGGAGGAGUACUUCUCACCACUAAAAUUUUCUCUCAAUCCAACAAAUCUCCGUCUUCUUCUCCUUUCAUCCUGAACAACUAUUUCCUCAAUCUUCCAACUUCCUCUUAUGUAUUCAAAUCUUGAAAUCCUCAGACUCUGUAUUCUACUUCUUUGGGUAGAAGUCAUGUUGACUGAUGAUUCUGCUACAAUUUGUAACUCUUCGAGAAGAAUUCAACUGGAAGUCUUCACCUGCCUUAGCCUUGCCUUCUCCUUCAGCUAGUCCUAUAUACCUUCCCAACUCCAUGACAAAAAUGAGUUCUUGCUUGGGGGCUUUAUGGCUGGGAAAAAAAUGCAAGGCUGGUGGCAGUAUAACAUUGCCGCCACCGCUCGAUCCUGUUUCACUUCCCUCGUCUUCUUCUCCCUCAUCUUCUACAUUUCCAAAGCCGAGAUCUCCUGCUUUAGAAAUGGAGAUAAUGGAGAGGAAGAGGUGGGAUAGUUUGGAGUCAUGGUCGAUGCUACUGGAUGCAGGGAAUGCUGAGAGCUCAGAAGCAAAUGAUGGUGGAGAGCGAGAGGAAUGGAUGGCAGAUCUUUCUCAACUUUUUAUAGGGAACAAGUUUGCUUCUGGCUCACAUAGUAGGAUUUAUAGAGGAAUUUAUAAGCAGAGGGCAGUGGCUGUGAAGAUGGUGAAGAUUCUUGAUCAGGAUGCGGAUAAACGUGAGAGUCUGGAGACGCAGUUCAAGUCUGAGGUUUCUUUCCUUUCUCGCCUAUAUCAUCCAAAUAUAGUGCAGUUCAUUGCAGCGUCUAGGAAGCCUCCAAUGUACUGCAUCAUUACAGAAUAUAUGUCUCAAGGUACUCUAAGAAUGUAUCUUCACAAGAAAGAACCAUACUCUCUAUCAACUGAAACUAUUUUGAGGUUAGCCCUUGACAUUUCUCGUGGAAUGGAAUACCUUCAUUCACAAGGUGUGAUCCAUAGGGACUUAAAGUCUCAUAAUUUGCUACUUAAUGAUGAAAUGAGGGUCAAAGUCGCAGACUUUGGUACUUCUUGCCUUGAAACUCAGCUGAGAGAUUCCAAAGGUAAUAUGGGAACUUACCGUUGGAUGGCACCGGAGAUGAUCAAGGAGAAGCCUUAUACUAGAAAGGUUGAUGUUUAUAGUUUUGGAAUGGUGUUGUGGGAGCUUACAACAGCUCUUGUUCCAUUCCAAGGGAUGACUCCAGUGCAAGUUGCUUAUGCUGCUUCUGAGAAGAAUCUGAGACCUCCAUUAUCAACCUCAUGCUCUCCUGUUCUCAACAAUCUGAUUAAGAAUUGUUGGUCAGCAAAUCCAGCUAAGAGACCAGAUUUCAGUUAUAUUGUUUCAGUUUUGGAGAAGUAUGAUACAUGUCUUAAAGAAGGGCUUCCUAUGUUGGUGAAUCAAGAACUCAAUAUCAGGAAUUCUCUCUUAGGACUAAUUAAAGGCUUCAAGAGAUGCAUUCCAGCAAGUCCCUCCGUACCUGUUCUUGCUUAAUGGAAAAUUUACCUGAUAUUAUUGUUUAUAUAUUUAUAUUAUUUCAUCACUUUAUCUGUGAAAAGAUCUUGAGAUUUUCAAGUAAUGAUAUUCUUAAUAAAGAAUCAUUGUGAAUGAAUUGUUGCUGAUAGUUGAAUGCAUUUAUGAAACCGAUUGUAUAAUUGAGAAGAACAAGUAUGCAGAAUAUUUA